ACAUCAGCUCAUCUGUCAUUUUAUUCCUGAAGACGUUUUGAAAAGUUUGUCUUUUCAUAUAUUUGUGGACUUAAAGUGUUGAAGAUGUUUCGGAUUGUUUUCUUCUGUCUGUGUUUUUGGCGUCUGGAUGGUGUGCGUGAUAAACAGGAAUUGAAGUUUAUGAUGGAGGAAGAUUCAUUCAAGUUUAUGCUGGAGGGAGAGUCACUCACUAUAAGCUCUGAUCUCACUGAAAUAAAGGAUGAUGAUGUGAUUCAGUGGAUCUAUGGAGAUUUUAGGACUGAAACUUUAAUCGCUGAAAUCAAUGUAACGGCCGACAGAAUCGCUGUAUAUGAUGAUGUUCUUGAUGGGAGAUUCAGAGACAGACUGAAGCUGAACAAACACACUGGAUCUCUGACCGUCAUAAACAUCACUGAAGAGAUAGGAUAUUAUUCUCCACAGAUCAACGGUUUGAGGAAGAGAACGAUCAAAAUUGGUGCCUAUGAACCAGUGACUCUGACGUCAGCGACGAAGGGAGAAUCAGUCACUCUAAACUCUGGUCUCACUGAAAUAAAGGAUGAUGAUGUGAUUCAGUGGAUGUUGGAUGAUGAUAAGAAUGAAAUUUUAAUCGCUGAAAUCAAUGUAACGGCCGACAGAAUCGCUGUAUAUGAUGAUGUUCUUGAUGGGAGAUUCAGAGACAGACUGAAGCUGAACAAACACACUGGAUCUCUGACCAUCACAAACAUCACAACUGAACAUGCUGGAUAUUAUAAACGAUAUGCUCAACAAAUUAAAUCUAAGUGGGGUUCGGACAGUGAAGUCCUUCUCUCUGUCUUUGUUGAAAUAUCAGUGAUGGAAGGAGAAUCACUCACUAUAAACUCUGAUAUCACUGAAAUAAAGCGUUAUGAAUGGAUUCGGUGGAUAUUUGGAGAUGAAAACAUUUUAAUCGCUGAAAUUGAUGGUGACAGAAUCGCUGUAUAUGAUGAUUAUCUCGGGAGAUUCAGAGACAGACUGAAGCUGAACAAUCAAACUGGAUCUCUGACCAUCACAAACAUCACAACUGAACAAGCUGGAGAUUAUAAACUGAUCCAUAGGAAGGAGGAUUGGUCUUCAAUAUGGUUCUCAGGAAAAGCUUUCAGAGUUUCUGUCUCUGCUCGUCUGCCUGUUCCUGCCAUCAAUAGAGACUGUUCUUCAUCAUCAUCAUCAUCUUCAUCACCACCAUCAUGCUGGCAUUUACUGUAUGCUUAUUUUCAUGUGGCUUAUAUUUUAGUAACUCCGUUUUACAAUGUCAAUUUGAUAUCGAUAAAUUAAUUUCGGGGCAUUAUUUAAAACUGAAGCAUUCAAGUAGAAAUAACACAAACCCUGCUCUGCUGUACGGCUGAACUGUGCAGAAUACAGCAAAUAUCACAUUAUAAUUAAAAGGAUCUAAUGCAAACUUGUGUCAAAAACAGCACUAGAAAACCAUUGUAAACCAAGCGAACGUCAUAAGUUGACCUCAGACAACAAUAUAAUAAAAUGUAAAAAGCCAGUUCGUGACCCCUUUAAUGCAUCCGAUCUGAUUCAGUGAACGCUUGAAUAAAGAGAUGCGUCUUUAAUCGAGUUUUAAACUGGGACAGCGAGCCCAUCAGGAAGGCUAUUCCAGAGUUUAGGAGCUAAAUGUGAGAAACGGCCUCCCUCCUUUAGUGGACUUAGAUAUCGAUAGAUCUGAGAGAAAGUCUGCAAACUCUUUUAGGAGAUCAGCAUAGGGCCGAGGGGUGUAUAUACAGUAGCCAAGGCUAGAGAUAAUGGGGAUUUCUUUCUUACGUCUAAGAGCGUAACAUUUAGCACAAGUGCUUCAAACGAAUUAAACCUGUGACCUGUUUUUGUGAUCUGUGUGUAACAUUGUAAAUUCUGUUUUUUUUACUGAUCAAGUAAUUCGAUUUUGAUUGAUUGGGGACUUUAAAAAUGACUUCCAAUCACACUUAAAGUCUCACAUGUCUUGUGUUGUUAUUAUAGUUCAGAUCGACUAAUCACGACACAUUUCUCUCAAAGACACAGAUCUCACUUUACAAAAUGCUGGAUUAAUCUGUCAUAUGAAUAUGCUUGCCUUUGUCAAUAAAGUUUUUUAUUGUUUU
Messenger RNA from Pimephales promelas (fathead minnow), 2090 nucleotides. Lineage: Eukaryota; Metazoa; Chordata; Actinopteri; Cypriniformes; Leuciscidae. The record is from RefSeq and is a predicted model, not a curated record.